Molecule: messenger RNA, 1479 nt
Organism: Vitrella brassicaformis
Lineage: Eukaryota; Vitrellaceae
Source: the annotation of a GenBank genome assembly
AUGUCCAUGUAUGUCUCCCCACCGUGGACUGACAGACACGGAAUGCAAUGAACGACCUGCCCAGAGAUGGAUGGACAAAAGAGCGGAAAUGCGUGCGUAGAUCUUCGUAGAUCUGUCCGCUGCCAUGCCUUCAGCCAUUCAUCCGAUGUGAAUUUUCUUCCCUCUAAGCUCGCAUGACCGAUCGCUCCCUGUGCCAAGGAUACCGUGCACAUGCAGCAUGCUUUGCUUUCCCAUUGGAAGUGUCUAUGAGGCCACCACCUUGCUCAUCUGGACAGCUCAUUGACCAUCGCUGACAUCGUAGGUACGCAGAUCUGGCGCAGCACAUGGUGAUUGCCAUCUGUGUGCUUAGCGAGUGAGCGACUGACUGACUGACUCGCCUACACACAAUCGAGUCGACAUGGCUGUCUGUCUGUGGAACGAAUUUGGAACGGUCAGGCGUGUGGCUGACGCCGUGUCGGGUGGCAACAAGAAUCAUCCCCUCUCAGUCCGGCGGCUCCGUCGCGUCCACUCGGCCGCCUACAACGCAGACCACCGCCCCGUCCGUCACCCAACCUACAGAUGGAUGCACCAGAGAAUGAAUGUUUGUGGGACAUCCGCCUACAUAUGUCUCCCUGUCUGCGUCUGUGUCUGUGUGUGCAGGGGGGCUGCACGCGCAACAUGAAGCAGCCGCUGGUGCAGGGGGGCAGCCGGGGUGUCAGGGGCGUCGCGAGCGUCCACCUCAGUGACGACGCAUUCUCGACGCUCAAGCCGUGCGGCGCCUGCAAGAAGCGCAAGAAAGGCGCAGACCCAGAGGGCCUUCACAUCAACUGCAGGUGGGUCGGUGGGUGGGGUGGGUGAGUCAGAGGAGGAGUCUCUCUCGCGCGCGUCGCGUGCUAUUUGCAUACGCGUGGGCCGGUGCGGGUGUGUAUGUGUGUAUGUGUGUGUGUGCGCUGCACGCGGGGUGCAGUGCCUUCAUCUGGCCCGCGAUUGCGACGCUAACAGGGACCAGACCGAACGUGACGUCGCCCAAAACACCAUCGGCGCACGUAAUAAGGAGGCCUGCUGAAUAUCUAUCAUUCAUUCACACGCCACACAUGCAUUCCUUCUUUCCCCCCUCCCCCUCCCUCUCUCUCUGUGACAAUUGUGCGUUCAGUGGUCCGGGCCUACACGAACGUUCGGUCGCGUGACGGGUCUGCCCGCAAGGGCGACAAGCAGCGGCGCUAAAGGCAGAACAAGAGCAGCACAUUGCAGCACAAGAGCCUCGCAACGGCCGCCGCGGCUGACCACAGACAAGGUCGGCCAACUCACCAAUACAGUCCGGACCGCGUAAGUGGGUCAGUACAGGGCUGACCCACUUACGCGUUUGACCCGCUUAUACGUACUACAGAGCUGACCCACUUGUUUUCCAGCGACUUUUGGAGUGAUAUUUCGCUGUGAAUGAAUCACAGGAACCUCUCAGAGGCCCAUUGACUCUUUUUUUCUCGCUCAAAGUCACUCAAA